AAGAGAGGCGGUGGUGAACCAUCAGAGUCUCAUCAUGAAAGUCCGUCACACUUUGAUCGUCUUCUUCUUCCUCUAUCUGCAGGAUGGAAACAACGGUCUGGUCAAAGCCCAAGUCUAUUCAGGAGCUGAAGGAGGAGAUGUCAGAGUUAAAUGUCCGUCUUCUUCGUUUGGAAGCAGGAAGAUCUUCUGUAAGGAACCGUGUGAACAAGAAGACAUUCUCAUUGAAAGAAAGAAAUUCAAAGAUCAGAAAGGCAGAUACAGCAUUAAAUGGAUGAGGGGAAGUAGAGAUGUUUAUGCGACCAUCAAACAGCUGACCAAGUCUGACUCAGGACUGUACAGGUGUGUUUCUAGAUCUUCAUCACAGCGGAUUGAAGUCAUCGUUGUAGAUGCUCUGCUGGAUGGAGAUCCUUCUGAAGAAAAAACCCUCUAUUCAAGAACUGGAGGAAAUGUCUUAGUUGAAUGUUUCUUUGAUACCUCUAGAUCCAGAACAUACUUCUGUAAGGGAGAAUGUAAAGAUGAAGACAUUCUUGUAGAAACAACUGAUUUCACAGCUCAGAGAGACAGAUACAGCAUCAGAUAUGUACCAGGAGAUCCAUCAGGAGUAUUUCUGUAUGUGGGCAUCAAACAGCUGACCAUGUCUGACUCUGGACGGUACCGGUGUGGUCUGGACAGGCGUCUGUUUACAGAUCCUUACCAUGAGUUUAAGAUCGUUGUCACAGAUGUCCCAUCAGCCUCCACAGCAACAACGACUCAGAGUUUAAACUCCACUUCAGGAAGCUCCAGACCUUCAUCAGAUUCCCCUAUAACCAUCGAGCAGUCUGAGAUGGCGACGAAAACUAGAGAUGUGCUGCUGUAUGUGGGUCUGGCUCUGGUCGUCAUGGUGAUGUUAUCACUGUCUGUGCUGUUGUUCUGCAGGAAGCAGACUUCUAAACACAAAGAACCUCCUUUGGAAACACAGUAUGCUGAUGUAACAGAGACCAACCGAGUGUACGAGGACAUCAGAGAGGACGGACAGAGCCGCUCUCCUCCUGUGGAAAUGUCUUCAGUUUACUCUUACGCCAAAUAUACCGAACCAAACGGAGCUGAAAUCAACGACGACUACAGCCUCAUCACUGCAGCUAAUUCACAAAAUACAGCUGAAGACGUCUCCAGUGGACUCACCUACUCUGAGGUGAAUUUUUCAAAGCAGUCCGUUGGCUCGUCCAGCAGCUCCGUCCGUGGUGACGAUAAUGUCGUCUACUCGGUUCCUCGGGUAGAAACGCUCCACGAGGAAGAUGAUCCGUACUCUACUGUUAGUGCAGAGCUGCAGGGAUGACGUAUUAUUGUAGUCCAACUGGAAGUUAGCAUCUCUGGAUCCCCUCCACAAAAAGCCAAUGGGAUUCUUCUAUUAGAGUUUGGAUUAAAGCAGAAAAUAAACUCUGUGGCAGACAAACGUUUAUGAUACUUAAAAGUUAUGUUGAGCGGGAGGAUCUUCACAAAUGAACAGAACGUUUAUGAUAUUUCAAGUGUCAAGGAAAAAGCUAACGUAAGGCUAUAAAGGAACUCCACCACGAUCACAUGACUUCACGUCUCCUCCACUAAGCUAAAGGAGGACUAGUGUUCUAGUGAGGUCUUCAGCUUUUGUUAACCACAGAUAUCAGUUCGGACAUCUAACCAAAAACACACGAAGAGAACUCAUCAACUUUGAGCCGAGGGAACCAGAAGUGUUAAAUAUUGACUCACUUCCUCAUGUGGGACUCAUUCCUGCAGCUCUCUAUCAGCUCCACUUUGAUGUUCUCAGUCGAUGACAGAAAGCUGGUUUGAUUUAAGUAACUGUGUAAAUAAUCUGAAACAUUUUCACGUAAACUUGUGUCCUCAGUUACAAAACCAAAAAUGUGCUGCCUCAACAAUCUGCUUUUUUUACAGCUACUUUUUCUAUUUCUGUCUAGUUUUCAGCUCCUUUUAUUAUCAGUCAUUAUAUACGUUAUCACAGUGGGUUAUUUUGUUUAAGACAAAUAUUAAAUGUUUAAGUUAGUUUCAUCACAGUAAGUUAUUGUUUAGGGAUGCACUGAUAGAGAUAUCAAUCAUAGCAGGGCUGAUCUAUUUCAUUCAGUUCUAUGUUUAUAUUCUAUUUAUACAUUAUAUUCGGGAACUUUCAUUUCUUUGUAAGUUUUUCGUGAUUUGUUUCUGCGUUAAACAGGUUUACGCUUUUAAUUAAUUUAAAAAACAUUUUUUACCAAGUUGCUGUUGAACGAUUUAUUAUUUAAAUAAUAGAAAACAAAUCUGUGAAUUUAUAUCCAAUUAUUUAUUAAUUUAAAUAAGUAAGUUAUUUUGGUAAGAAAUUGUUUUGGUAAAGUUAAAUUAAGCAAAUGAAUUUGCACUUUUUAUCAUUUGGCAAUUUAACGAGAUAUAAAAUGAUACAAAAAUAGAAAAGAAUAAGUAGGAAAUGCUAUUUUUCUGUGUGAUGUGAUCAGACCCAGUUCUUGUUAAAAGCUGGAAUAAAAGAUGCUCCGAGUGAUAUAAAGCUAUGUAGAUCAUAUACAUUAAAAUAUGUAGUUCUCAUAGAUGUGUAUGAAUCGGACUGUUUAACCUGUUUGUAUUGUGGACAUUGUUUAUAUUUGUGAUUUGCACCAUAUUGAUGUCUUUAUUUUUUAAUAGUUUUUUAUAUUUGCACCUUUUCCUACUUUAUACUAAAACAGUUUCUCUCUGGAUAAAUAA
Anoplopoma fimbria (sablefish) is the source of this 2697-nucleotide messenger RNA. RefSeq lists its product as uncharacterized. Lineage: Eukaryota; Metazoa; Chordata; Actinopteri; Perciformes; Anoplopomatidae. The transcript has 8 exons. The record is from RefSeq and is a predicted model, not a curated record. Bases 35 to 1315 code for a protein of 426 amino acids.